Mercenaria mercenaria is the source of this 734-nucleotide messenger RNA. RefSeq names its product cell death abnormality protein 1-like. NCBI's taxonomy places the organism in Eukaryota, Metazoa, Mollusca, Bivalvia, Venerida, Veneridae. The transcript is spliced from 4 exons. The record is from RefSeq and is a predicted model, not a curated record. Bases 81 to 671 code for a protein of 196 amino acids.
UUAGGUUUAAAUUUAUAAUUUAUCUGCCUCGCUGAAACGAGUUGUAUCAUAAAAGCAGUUUGUUAGCGUAACGGGUUAAAAUGGACUUUAAUAAAUACAAAUUUGGCGUUUUCUGCCUGAUGCUGCACUUCUAUGUGUCUAAAGCGACAGGCGAUGUAGAAUGUAGUGACAACUGUUUACAUCUAGAUGACGAGAAGCCAGCAUGUGACCUUAUGACAAAAGCAUGUAUGUACGGGUGUCAAAACGGCUUCAGUGGACCAGACUGCUCUCUAGAAUGUAAAACGUGUAAAGCUAAUGAAAGUAUGAGAUGUAGUGGCUACUGCCAUAAGCCGAAGGGUCCCAAUAUACUUGUUUGUAAUGUGACUUCCGGUCAGUGUCUAUACGGAUGCGUCAAGGGCACAUAUUGGGGCGAAAAUUGUACAAACAUUUGCAACACAGAAUGCCAAGGUCAGAAAUGUGACUUCAAGACUGGAGAAUGUACACAUGGAGGAUUUAAAGGGCGUAACUGCAAUGAAAGAAAAAAAUCCGGUUUAGCCGAUUGGGAAAUUGCUGUGAUAGUCAUUGGAAUUGUCGCCGGAUUGAGCUUUAUAUUCCUCGUUAACUAUGUACUAUGUAAAGUUAUGAAAAGAAACUAUGAUGCAGUCAGAAGAACAGAACGCAACAUCGACUAAACACCAACAUUUACAAUAUACAUAGUCACGUUCAUACAAUUUUAAAGAAAGUAACAUAAAAGA